UACUAUGUAAUGUGGUUCCCAUCCUAGGGUUUGGGCAGUUAAAUAAUUUAUUUAUUUCUCUCACAGGCAGAACGACCAUCCUUUCUUCUUAGCUUCCAAGAUCAAAAUGAAGAAGAAGCCCAGUAAUGAAUUUGGCAUGUCAAGCAAAACCCAUGGUGUAGAAAGUGAAGAAUUGUCUUCUUCAGAGGAAGAUGAGAGUGAAAUAGAGAGAGAGCUGGCAGAAGUUACUUUUGAGGAUCUUCAAAAAGCAAAGUCUAAUGGGUCUCUUACAGUUUUUAAAAAGCCUGAUCAGGAGAAGAAGGGUGGCAGAGCUAACAAGAAUAGGCCGACGGAGGUGAGCUGCAAGAAGCCGGUGAGUCGUUUUCGAGAGGUUGUUCAAGUUCCUAAAAAGGUAGUACGCGAUCCCCGCUUUGAGUCUUUGUGUGGCAAUCUUGAUGUUGAGGGGUUUAGAAAAAGAUACGACUUUCUGUUUAAGAAUAAUCUUCCUGCUGAGAAAGAGGAACUAAAGAAGCAACUGAAGAAAUCCAAUGAUCCGAAAGUCAUUGAUCAAUUGAAGGAGCGUAUAUCUUGGAUUGAGAAGCAGACGAAGUUUGAGUCAACAAAGCAGACUGAUGCAGCUAUACUGGCUGAGCACAAGAAGAAAGAGAGAGAAGCUGCGAAGCAAGGGAAACGGCCCUUUUAUCUGAAAAAAUCGGAUAUACGGAAACAGAGGCUUACUGAAAAAUACAACAAACUCAAGGCAUCUGGCAAGCUCGAAUCCUUCAUUGAGAAAAGGAGGAAAAAGAAUGCUGCAAAGGAUCACAGAUACAUGCCAUACCGAAGGUCAGCCAAUAGUGAGCAACAGAGCUGAUGAUUUGCGAGUUUUUUGGUUGCUAAAGAAAUGUAUAUCGUUCUCCUCAAUUUUCUGCUAGCAUGUGAAGACAUGCCUAUGGUGUUCUGGUUUGGUGGGCAAGUUUAAUGGUUUGUUUGUACUCCUCUGGUAGUGUUGUGCCCUUUCUGGACCAAAUUAGAGAAGCCAUAUUUUUGAAA
This is a messenger RNA of Populus trichocarpa (black cottonwood), 1029 nucleotides long. RefSeq lists its product as uncharacterized. Gene Ontology annotation, cellular component: nucleolus; 90S preribosome. The transcript is spliced from 8 exons. Gene Ontology annotation, biological process: maturation of SSU-rRNA from tricistronic rRNA transcript (SSU-rRNA, 5.8S rRNA, LSU-rRNA). Lineage: Eukaryota; Viridiplantae; Streptophyta; Magnoliopsida; Malpighiales; Salicaceae. The record is from RefSeq and is a predicted model, not a curated record. Bases 107 to 850 code for a protein of 247 amino acids.